This is a messenger RNA of Nymphaea colorata (pocket water lily), 444 nucleotides long. Its product is annotated as metalloendoproteinase 1-MMP-like. Gene Ontology annotation, biological process: extracellular matrix organization; proteolysis; collagen catabolic process. Gene Ontology annotation, cellular component: extracellular matrix. Gene Ontology annotation, molecular function: metalloendopeptidase activity; zinc ion binding. The record is from RefSeq and is a predicted model, not a curated record. Bases 1 to 444 code for a protein of 147 amino acids. The transcript has a single exon. NCBI's taxonomy places the organism in Eukaryota, Viridiplantae, Streptophyta, Magnoliopsida, Nymphaeales, Nymphaeaceae.
AUGCCAUUUCGUAUAGCAAAUCUGAGGCCUGUCAUCCAUGAGGCAUUUGAAACAUGGGCUUUGUUCUCGCCAUUUGACUUCACAGAGACUUCGAUCGAGAGAAUCGCUCAGUUGCGCAUCGGAUUCUACAGAUGGCAGCACUUAAAUUGUCCAAUUUCGUUUGAUGGACCAGACGGCGUGCUCGCACACGCAUUUUAUCCGCCAUCUGGGAAGCUUCACUUCAACGCAGAUCGUAUAUGGGCGAUGGACCCUGAGAGGUUGAUGAACACGAGAGAAUCAUACGACCUUCAAUCGGUCGCCGUUCAUGAGAUCGGCCAUCUAUUGGGGAUGGGUCAUAGUACAGUUCCAGAAGCAAUCAUGUAUCCUAGCUUGGAUCCUCAAACAAGGAAGGUGGAGCUGCAUGGCGAUGAUAUUGCAGGAAUCAAUGCUAUGUAUCCUAGCUGA